AUGACUGUUCCAUUCAAGGUCAAGGCGGUCUACGAGUACAAAUCGGCGGAACCGGACGAUCUCACCUUCCCAAACGGCCAGAUCAUCACUGUCACCGACGAUGCCGACGAGGACUGGUACACCGGAGAGUACACUGCGGCUUCCGGCGAGCAUGUGGAAGGUCUAUUUCCGCGCAAUUUCGUCGAGAGAUAUGAACCCGCCGUACCCUCCCGGCCAGCUCGUGCAGCCAAGCGUGCUCCAGCGCCAGCACCUGAACCGGAACCGGAACCUCUUACACCAUCUGCACCACCUCCCGCGGAUCCUACACCAGAGCCCGUUGCCGAACCCGAGCAUGAACCCGAAACAGCGAGAGAUGCGCCUCAGGCGGUCCCCAAGGUGGAAGAAGCAGCCCCUCCACAGCCCGCUGAACCUGUCCAGUCGCAGGGAGCUCCAGCUGCUGAGCCGAAGUCACCUCCUACGAAAGCAGCACCUCCUCCUAUCGCAUCGAAACCCAAGAAUAAUGCGUUCAUGGAUCGUAUAGCUGCGUUUAACAAGCCAGCGGCGGCCCCGAUCGCCCCGUUCAAACCUGGCGGUUCUGCUGCUUCGGGGUUCAUCAAGAAGCCGUUUGUAGCUCCGCCCCCGAGCAAGAAUGCCUACGUUCCACCUCCGCGUGAGCCGCCGCCACAAAAAGUCUACCAGCGCGAAGAAGAGCAGGCGGACGAGCCAUCAGCAGAACGCAGUGCUCCCCCUCCGCCACGACCCCUGCCAGAAGCAGAAGACGAGGAUCAGCCGAAGCCUACCAGUCUCAAAGAAAGAAUCGCGCUUUUACAAAAACAGCAGAUGGAGCAAGCUCAGAGGCAGGCGGAUCCUGCCACCAAGAAAGAGAAGCCGAAAAAGCCGCCCAAGAAACGAACUGAGCCCUCAGAAGAAGCGCCAGUGCCUGCUGCAGAGCCUCCACUCGAACGACUAGACACCAACGAGACUGUGGGCAAGAAGUCUUCCGAUCUGACCGAGGAUAUUGACAGCGGUCGUCCAUCCUUUCAGCGAGGAGAGUCCGCUCACAGUGUCAAGGCUACUCCACAACCGCCGAGGGAGCUUGUCAGUGACACAAACGAUGCUGACGAUUCCGGCGCAGCUGAUACUGAGGAUGCACAGGAGACUUCGACCGAGGAAGAGCGUCCUCGAUCAAAAGGUGGGGUCACGAGUACUCUGCCAGAACCAAAGAAGCAGACUAUACAGAAGCCCGAGCCACAGGAUGACGAAGAAGACGAAGAGGACGAGGAAGAAGACACAGAAGAAGAAGAGGAUCCAGAGGUCAGGCGAAAACGCGAACUCCGGGAGCGCAUGGCUAAGAUGAGCGGUGGCAUGGGCAUGAUGGGCAUGUUUGGCUCGCCAGGAGGUGCAGCACCGGCUCCUCGGAAACCGCGUGCAUCGCAAGAACACAGUCGGGAGACAGAACAGCAUGCUCAGGAGGAAGCCACACGAGCGCCGCCUGUGCCUAUCAUGGCAUUGCCCGGCAUGUCAAAUCAGCUGCCCAGGAGACCCGCCGAGCCUGUGGAAUCAGACAGCGAAGAAGAUGACGAUAAGACGGAGCAGCCGACACCGAGAGAGCAGGUACACCAAAGCGAUGCUGACGAUGACUAUGUCUCGCAGCCGCCGCCUCCGCCGCGAAGAUCGGAGACAAUGAGAUCUUCCGCCAGUAUCGAUCGACCGGCACCACCGCCUCCACCGCAACGUGUUCAGGAUCCUACCCCGGCUCAUCAGGAAGGAAGGGCUGUGCCGCCUCCUCCGCCUUCAACUAAUCGAGCUGUGCCACCACAACCACCCGUUGUGACUGAGGAUCUCCCUGACAGCGCCGCUAGUGCAGCCUCACCGAGAUCUCCGCCGGCGAGACGAUCGACGGACCGUCCCCUGUCUUCAGCGGGAGCACCUCCUGUACCUCCAAACCGAUCUCGACCAGAGCCUACAAGAAAGCAGAGCACCGAUCCAGCUGUGUCGAGUCCCAUGCAGUCGCCUCAGACACGAGCGCCACCUCCUCCACCACCAGGACAGCCGCCGAGUCGUCACUCAACAGCAGAGACAUCAGGUCUGCAGGCUGACGAGGAUAGCGAGAACGAAGUGUCAGAAUACGACGGAGACUAUGACACAGACAUUGCAUCAUCAGCGAAGCAUAAAGACGCGCUAAAGGCUCACCAACGUGACUCUAGUAUCGACGAGGGCACCCUGACAGACGAGGCGACGAAGUCGCCAAAAAAUCCACCGCAUCGCAGCAUUCCGCCUCUUCCGCCAAUAGCAGCUCAUCAGAAUGCACCGCCUCCUCCGCCACCCCAAGCGCCAGCGCCGUCCCGCAAGUCGACGGAUGCACCGAGAGCUCCUCCACCUGUGCCACCUCCGGCAGCUAUGCCCCAACAGCAUGAUGAUGACGACUACGAUCCGUAUCGAUACAACUCGCCACAGGGUCUGCCAACACCGCAACUGAACGAUGUUUACAAGACUCUAUCGAGAGAUCAACAUGAAGAGCCCGAGACGUACGGAGCUCAAGAUCAUCCCACACAGCCUCCACCACCGCCACGAGAGGACCGGCCACCACCGCCACGGCCACCCGUGGAGCGGGCAGCUCCUCCGCCUCCGCCCUCCGACCGAUCUGUGCCACCUCCACCUCCUGUGCCUGACUCUCCUCGUGCUGAAAUAGCACGGCCCGCAGAGCCACGGCGAUCUGGGACGAUGUCCAGGCGCUCUAUGGAGGCACCUCGACCGAGCGGGGAGGGCUUCAUGGCCCAAGACAUCGACCUGCACCGUUCCUCGUUCUGGUGGACUCAAAACAAUCUCAUCCCUCCGAGUCUCGCAAACAGACCUGACAUACUGUACGAGAUGGAAGAGAACACAUCAAACAAGCGAGGAGGCCAAGCUAACGUCUCAAAAGAUGUCUACGUGCUCUACAGCGACUACAGCCAAACCACCAUCAACGCUACCUUCGACAAAGCAGACCCCUCUCAGGUGACGCUGGAGCAGAAACACGACCGACCACCGCCUCCUCCACGAAAAGAUCAGCUUGAGGCGGCGUCUGAGAGAUAUGGCGCCCCCAUUGCUUCAGCAGCUACGAAUUACGGCAAUCAGGGUGCAACAGUCGGCGAUGGCUCGCCCUUUGCUUUCGUUUCCGAACUCAUCAAAACCCUGCCCACGGCCCUUCGUCCAGUCGGCGUUCGUGCUUACGGUGCUCUCGUCUAUGGAAACAUGUCGAAUGCGUCGGUACAGCAAUUCGACGAAAUCCGCGCUGGCGACAUCGUCAGCUUCCGGAACGCGAAGUUUGGCGGGCACAAGGGCAAGAUGCACCAGAAGUAUACCGUUGACGUGGGCAAGCCUGACCACGUCGCGGUUGUGGUGCAAUGGGACGGCAGCAAGAAAAAGCUGGGUGUCUGGGAGCAGCGUAGCGAGGAAGAUCGUAAGGAGAAGAAGCGCGCAAAGGUUAGGGAUGAGAGCUACCGUCUGGAGGACCUCAAGAGUGGUGAGGUACGGAUCUGGAGGGUUAUGGGCAGGGAUUAUGUGGGUUGGGACAAGUCCUAG
Molecule: messenger RNA, 3543 nt
Organism: Cyphellophora attinorum
Lineage: Eukaryota; Fungi; Ascomycota; Eurotiomycetes; Chaetothyriales; Cyphellophoraceae
Product: SH3 domain-containing protein C23A1.17
Exons: 2
Coding region: 1-3543 (1180 amino acids)
Biological process (GO): protein transport to vacuole involved in ubiquitin-dependent protein catabolic process via the multivesicular body sorting pathway
Cellular component (GO): ESCRT-0 complex
Molecular function (GO): protein binding
Source: RefSeq, a predicted model, not a curated record